CUGAUUGAAAAGGAGAGAGAGAGAGAGAGAGAGAGAGAGAGAGAGAGAGAAAAGGAUGCAGAUUUGCCAUUUCAGCCACGAGCAUCCCCUGACCCUCUGUAUGAUAGAGGAAACCGGUGAACAUUGCAAUGGAUGCUCGAAACCCGUCAUCGAUGUUGGCUACGUUUGCCACGACUGCGGCUUCCUCCUCCACAAGAAGUGCGUCAAGUUGCCCCGGAAAGUCCUCCAUCGUAAUCAUCAGAAACACCCUCUCACCCUCGAGUUCAUUUCAUCGGAAACCUUCAAGUGCGCCGUGUGCAAGAAAACUGGCUCAGGGCUCGUCUUCAAAUGCGUCGAUUGCAAAUACAGCAUGGACGUGACCUGUUUUUUAACGAAUCAGCCAUUUCCUGAUGCCCUUCCUCAAGAUGGUAAAACAAGGAAGCCACCGCAUUCUACCGCGACAGUUUGUCUCCUCGCACAGCAGAGUAAAAGGAACUGCGCAGGAUAUGAACAGCAAAUUACAGUUCCAGCUUGUUGCUGCAAGGAAUGCGAUCUGCUCACACUCCGCAAAUCCUGUGCUCAAUUGCAACGGCAGAGAGAACAUCCUUGCCACCCUUCGCACUCCUUCACACCCCUUAAAGAAGCACGUGCAAUCUGUGAUGCCGGUCGGAAGAGCACUGGUGAUUUUGUCAACCACUGCAACAAAUGUUCAUUUGACCUCGACUCGGUAUGCAGUUGUCUCACACCUUCACUGAAACAGAAGAAGCACAAUGAUCUCCCUACUUGCUCCCAAGAAUCGCAUGGUCAAGUUUCAUGUGAUCCCUGCAGCACACCGUGGAGCAACAAUCUUUUCCGAUGCGUUAGCUGCAACUCUAAUGUGCAUUGCACUUGUCUUCCUCUUCCAAGCACCGUUAAGCACAAACACCAUCCUCAUUCUCUUACACUCAAAGAGCCCUCUCCCGAGGAUGAUUCAAGUAGGAUUUGCUGCGCAACAUGCGAGAAGAAUAUAUGCCCAAAGUCCCGGGCUUAUUACUGUGCAGAAUGCUGCUAUGGAGUUCAUCUUGAAUGUGUGGUCCCCGAGGACCAGCCGGACCGAGGGAAACUCAUACAAGACAUUGCAAGGGUCCGAGAAGAGCUAGAAUCAAUUACCGCUCAGCUGAAACAGGACAAAUAGGAUUGACGAAGAUAUAAGCAUGAAUAGGAAACCAUUCCAACAUAACACGACAGGAACCUGAGCUAAGAAAAAAGUGUGAAAUACCCACCACUAAGUGAAAGUGAGACCCCAUAGUCUUCGUUCUAUUGAAACCAUCAUGCCUGAAACUCAGUAACGCUUACUGGAGUCAGGUCAGAUAUUUAGGACUUAGUACUUGUGUCAUGCGUCUAAAUGUAUUACUGGAAUGCACAAGCCAAUCCACAUGUGCAAAGGAAAGAUCAUCAUGCUCCUAAAUUAUCAAUAAAUGAUGCCACUCAUAGAUGGAAUGCUCACGUCACUUUGUUUCAAA
This is a messenger RNA of Eucalyptus grandis, 1481 nucleotides long. RefSeq lists its product as uncharacterized. The transcript is spliced from 2 exons. NCBI's taxonomy places the organism in Eukaryota, Viridiplantae, Streptophyta, Magnoliopsida, Myrtales, Myrtaceae. The record is from RefSeq and is a predicted model, not a curated record. Bases 56 to 1153 code for a protein of 365 amino acids.